AUGGGCCCCUGUACCGCCUCCUCAUGCUGCUGCCAGGCCCGUAAUCUGCCAUGGGCCCCCGUACCGCCUCCUCAUGCUGCUGCCAGGCCCGUAAUCUGCCAUGGGCCCCUGUACCGCCUCCUCAUGCUGCUGCCAGGUCCAGAGUGUCUCAUGGGUCCCUGUACGGCCUCCCAUUGCUGCUGUCUCCAUCGCCACACUCUGCCAUGUGCCACUUUCAGGUCUCCUCACACUGCUGGUGUGUUCCAUUUUGUCAUAGGGUGCUGGCAGAUUACGGGCCUCCCCGUAUUGCUGCUGCCAGGCCCGUAAUCUGCCAUGGGCCCCUGUACCGCCUCCUCAUGCUGCUGCUGGCAGGUCCGGGCCUCCAGCCAUGGGUCCCUGUACGGCCUCCCAUUGCUGCUGUCUCCAUCGCCACACUCUGCCAUGUGCCACUUUCAGGUCUCAUCACACUGCUGGUGUGUUCCAUUUUGUCAUAGGGUGCUG
Messenger RNA from Staurois parvus, 480 nucleotides. The record is from the annotation of a GenBank genome assembly. NCBI's taxonomy places the organism in Eukaryota, Metazoa, Chordata, Amphibia, Anura, Ranidae.